Messenger RNA from Corticium candelabrum, 5392 nucleotides. Its product is annotated as clathrin heavy chain 1-like. NCBI's taxonomy places the organism in Eukaryota, Metazoa, Porifera, Homoscleromorpha, Homosclerophorida, Plakinidae. Gene Ontology annotation, cellular component: clathrin complex; clathrin coat of coated pit; clathrin coat of trans-Golgi network vesicle. Gene Ontology annotation, molecular function: clathrin light chain binding; structural molecule activity. Bases 97 to 5130 code for a protein of 1677 amino acids. The transcript is spliced from 28 exons. Gene Ontology annotation, biological process: receptor-mediated endocytosis; intracellular protein transport. The record is from RefSeq and is a predicted model, not a curated record.
GGUGAGCUCUUCGGAGGCGGUGACCCUGUAGCUUGUCGUUGCGAUUCAAGUACGAGAAGAACAUAGCGACCCGUUUUCGGCGUCCAUCGUGCUACCAUGGCCCAGAUACUGCCGAUAAAAUUCCAGGAGCACCUGCAGCUGCAGAGCGUUGGCAUCAACCCGGCCAACAUUGGUUUUGCCACGUUGACUCUAGAGUCGGACAAGUUCAUCUGCGUGCGCGAGAAGGUGGGAGAACAGGCGCAAGUCGUCAUUAUCGACUUGGCCGACCCCGGUAACCCGACAAGGAGGCCCAUCUCAGCAGACUCUGCUAUCAUGAAUCCGGCGUCGAGAGUGAUUGCUCUGAAAGCCGGCAAGACGCUGCAAAUAUUUAAUAUCGAGAUGAAGAGCAAGAUGAAAGCGCACGACAUGACGGAGGAAGUCGUUUUCUGGAAGUGGAUUUCAGUCAAUACAGUCGCACUAGUCACCGACGCUUCGGUCUACCAUUGGUCAAUGGAAGGCGAUUCACAGCCGCAGAAGAUUUUUGAUCGGCAUAGCACGCUUGUUGGUGCUGGCUGUCAGAUUAUCAACUACAGAACGGAUAAAGCUCAGAAAUGGUUGCUGCUUGUUGGAAUCUCGGCUCAGGCAAAUCGUGUUGUGGGAGCGAUGCAACUGUUUUCUGUUGAGCGUCAAGUUAGUCAGCCAAUUGAAGGUCACGCGGCCGCCUUCACUCAGUUCAAAAUGGACGGCAACCCCAAUGAGUCGACCCUCUUCUCGUUUGCUGUUCGUGGAAUGGCUGGUGGCAAACUUCAUGUGAUUGAAGUCGGUCAACCUCCUUCCGGCAACCAACCUUUCCAGAAACGAGCCGUCGAUGUCUUCUUUCCAGCGGAAGCCCAGAACGAUUUUCCCGUAGCCAUGCAGAUCAGUGACAGAUACAACGUCAUCUUUCUCAUCACAAAGUACGGUUACGUUCAUCUCUAUGAUCUCGAGACCGGCACAUGCAUCUACAUGAACCGAAUCUCAAGCGACACCAUAUUCGUCACUGCCAUGCACGACGCCACCAGUGGCAUAAUCGGAGUCAACAGAAAAGGACAGGUUUUGUCUGUCGGCGUGGAUGAGACCAACAUCGUGCCGUAUAUCUCCCAAACGCUUCAGAAUCCCGAGUUGGCGUUGAGAAUGGCUGUUAGGAACAACCUGCCUGGAGCAGAGGAAUUAUUUGUGAGGAGGUUCAACAUGCUUUUCCAGCAGAUGCAGUAUGGAGAGGCGGCGAAAGUGGCAGCGAAAGCUCCGAGAGGCAUUCUGAGGACUUCGCAGACUAUCCAGCGUUUUCAGGCGCUUCCUGCGCAGCCCGGUCAGACGGCUCCAUUGCUGCAGUAUUUUGGUAUUCUGCUGGAGCAAGGGCAGCUGAACAAGUACGAGUCGCUUGAGUUGUGUCGACCUGUACUGCAGCAGGGAAAGAAACAGUUGCUGGAAAAGUGGCUGAAAGAGGACAAGCUGGAGUGCAGUGAAGAACUUGGUGAUAUAGUGAAGCAGGUGGAUCCUACACUCGCUCUAUCGGUAUACCUACGAGCUAAUGUGCCCAACAAGGUGAUUCAGUGUUUUGCUGAAACGGGUCAGUUCCAGAAGAUUGUGCUUUAUGCCAAGAAAGUUGGGUUUACGCCGGACUUUGUGUUCUUGCUGCGAAAUGUGAUGCGAAUGAACCCGGAACAAGGAUUGGCGUUUGCUAAUAUGUUGGUGCAGGAUGAAGAGCCGAUGGCUGAUAUCAGUCAGAUUGUUGAUGUGUUCAUGGAAUUCAGCUUGAUUCAGCAGUGUACGUCGUUUCUCUUGGAUGCUUUGAAGAACAACAGACCAACUGAGGGGCAUCUUCAGACUCGGCUUCUUGAAAUGAAUCUCCUGCAUGCACCACAAGUAGCAGAUGCUAUCCUGGGCAAUCAGAUGUUCACACACUACGAUCGCAUUCAUGUAGCUCAGUUGUGUGAAAAUGCAGGCCUUUUGCAGAGGGCUUUGGAACACUACACCGACUUGUUUGACAUCAAGAGAGCACUCGUACACACUCAUAUGCUCAAUCCAGAGUGGCUGGUCAACUAUUUUGGAUCGUUGUCUGUUGAUGACUCAAUCGAGUGUCUGAGAGCCAUGCUACAGGCCAACAUCAGACAGAAUCUCCAAAUAUGUGUGCAAGUGGCUACGAAAUACCAUGAACAGCUAACAACUGCGGCUCUUAUUGAACUCUUUGAAUCAUUCAAGAGCUUUGAAGGAUUGUUCUACUUUCUUGGUUCAAUUGUGAACUUCAGUCAAGAGGCAGACGUUCACUUCAAGUAUAUUCAGGCUGCUUGCAAGACGGGCCAGAUCAAAGAGGUAGAACGUGUUUGUCGUGAGAGCAACUGCUACGAACCCGAGAGAGUCAAGAACUUCCUCAAGGAGGCGAGACUGACUGACCAACUGCCCCUCAUCAUUGUUUGCGAUCGGUUUGACUUUGUUCACGACUUAGUGCUUCACCUGUAUAAGAACAAUCUCCAGAAGUACAUAGAGAUUUAUGUUCAAAAGGUCAAUCCAUCAAGACUACCCGUCGUCGUUGGUGGUCUACUUGAUGUCGAUUGUGGUGAGGACAUCAUUAAGCAACUCAUCCUCACAGUCCGAGGCCAAUUCUCUACGGAUGAGCUUGUGGCCGAAGUAGAGAACCGAAAUCGGCUAAAAAUAUUGCUACCGUGGCUCGAACACAAGAUCAGGGAGGGAAGUGAAGAGCCAGCAACACACAAUGCAUUGGCUAAGAUUUACAUUGAUAGUAACAACAAUCCAGAGAGAUUCCUCAGGGAAAAUCACUUCUAUGACAGCUUGGUGGUCGGUCGCUAUUGUGAGAAGAGAGAUCCUCAUCUAGCGUGUGUUGCGUAUGAACGAGGACAGUGUGAUGAUGAGCUGAUUCAGGUCUGCAAUAUUAAUUCGCUCUUCAAGUCUCAAGCUCGUUAUUUAGUUAGACGAAGAGAUCCUGACCUGUGGGUCAAAGUAUUGGAUAGUCAGAACGAAUAUCGACGUCAACUGAUCGAUCAGGUUGUCCAGACGGCACUGACCGAGUCACAAGAUCCAGACGACGUGUCGGUAACUGUGAAAGCGUUCAUGACAGCGGAUCUCCCGAACGAACUCAUCGAACUGCUUGAGAAGAUUGUGUUGGAAAACUCUCUUUUCAGUGAACACAGGAAUCUGCAGAACUUGCUGAUUUUGACGGCGAUUAAGGCUGAUCAGGGUCGUGUGAUGGAAUACAUUAAUCGGUUGGACAACUAUGAUGCUCCAGACAUCGCAAACAUAGCGAUUGACAGUGAGCUGUACGAGGAAGCAUUUGCCAUUUUCAAGAAGUUUGAAGUGAACACGUCGGCCAUCGAAGUUCUUAUAGACCACGUGCAUAAUCUUGAUCGAGCUUACGAGUUUGCUGAGCGUUGCAACGAGCCUGCCGUGUGGAGCUUGUUGGCAAAGGCUCAGCUUCAGGAUAGACUAGUGAAGGACGCCAUUGAUUCGUACAUUAAGGCUGAUGAUCCGUCAGCAUACCCUGAAGUGAUAGAAGCUGCGAGAGAUGGAGGAAAUUUUGAAGAUCUAGUGAAAUAUCUCCAGAUGGCCAGGAAGAAGACACGAGAGUCGUUUAUUGAGACUGAACUUGUGUUUGCUUUUGCAAAGACCAACAGACUAGCCGAACUGGAGGAGUUUAUCUCCGGACCCAACCAUGCACAGAUACAACAGGUCGGUGAGCGUUGUUAUGAUGAGAAGAUGUACGAAGCGGCUAAGAUUCUAUUCAACAACAUUUCCAACUUUGCAAGGCUAGCAUCAGCUCAAGUUCACUUAGGAGAAUAUCAGAACGCAGUCGAUAGUGCACGGAAAGCAAACAGCACGCGAACUUGGAAGGAGGUCUGUUUUGCUUGUGUUGAUGGAGAAGAGUUCCGCCUGGCACAGAUGUGCGGCCUUCACAUAGUUGUCCAUGCUGAUGAACUGGAAGAACUGAUCGACUAUUACCAGAACCGAGGAUACUUCCAGGAAAUCAUCAGUCUUCUAGAGGCUGCUCUUGGUUUAGAGAGAGCUCACAUGGGCAUGUUUACGGAGCUCGCCAUCUUGUACUCGAAAUACAAACCAGCGAAGAUGAGAGAACACUUGGAACUGUUCUGGUCACGUGUCAACAUUCCCAAGGUGCUUCGUGCUGCUGACCAAGCUCACCUGUGGCCUGAGCUCGUGUUUCUCUAUGACAAAUACGAAGAGUUCGACAAUGCUGUUCUUACCAUGAUGGCUCAUCCAACAGAUGCAUGGAAGGAGGCCCAGUUCAAGGAUAUCGUUACCAAAGUGGCUAACAUUGAACUAUACUACAAAGCACUUGAGUUCUACCUCGAGAACAAGCCAAUGCUCAUCAAUGAUCUCCUUCUUGUCUUGGCACCUCGUCUAGAUCACACACGCACUGUUGUGUAUUUCACUCGUGUUCAACAUAUUCCGUUAGUCAAGCCGUACCUUCGGUCUGUCCAGAAUCUCAACAAUAAGGCUGUCAAUGAGGCACUUAACUCGUUGCUCAUUGAUGAAGAAGAUUACCAGGGCCUGCGCAAUUCAAUUGAUGCUUUUGAUAACUUUGAUAACAUUGGGUUAGCGCAGCGUCUCGAGAAGCACGAGCUGCUUGAGUUACGACGUGUAGGAGCUUACUUGUACAAAGGCAACAACAGGUGGAAGCAAUCGGUUGAACUAUGUAAGAGGGAUAGGCUCUACAAGGAUGCUAUGACAUAUACAUCUGAAUCUCGAGAUACGGCUAUAGCUGAAGAUCUAAUCGCCUGGUUCCUCGAUAUCGGCAACCACGAAUGCUUUGCCGCUUGUCUCUUCCAAUGCUAUGACCUCCUACGACCAGAUGUAAUUCUGGAGCUUGCCUGGAGACAUAACAUUAUGGAUUUUGCGAUGCCAUAUGUUAUCCAAGUGCUUAGAGAAUACACAACAAAGGUCGACAAGCUACAGCAAUCAGAUCAAGAACGUGAAAAGGAGAAGGAGCAAGCGGAAGGUCAACCCGUGGCUCUGGGUGAACCUCAAUUGAUGCUUACAGCCGGUCCCGGUAUGGGCGUUCCUCCUCCUGGUAUGCUGCCACAAGCCGGCUUCAUACCAAUGGGUGUUCCCUUUCAGCAGCCAGGCUACGGGCCAAUGUAGGAGAGCCUUUCUAUCAACGCUUAGUGCCCAAUGAACUUGAAAUAAAAGGGUUAUGGUUGUGGUUUUACGGUCUGCUUGUUUGGUUGUGCCUUGCUUUUUGCUUGGUUUGGUGAUAUACGUGCACGUUGACUGUCAAUCUUAUUUGUUGUUGAGUCGAUCGAUGAAUACUGCUGUGGUUUUUUUCUGAGAUGGCAAAGCACGUUAUACUCGUAUGUAUUACACGCAUGUUUGUUUUGUAUAAGUGAUUGGUAAAUUCACAGAG